Molecule: messenger RNA, 1765 nt
Organism: Ceratina calcarata
Lineage: Eukaryota; Metazoa; Arthropoda; Insecta; Hymenoptera; Apidae
Gene: NiPp1
Product: nuclear inhibitor of protein phosphatase 1
Exons: 6
Coding region: 302-1333 (343 amino acids)
Molecular function (GO): protein binding
Source: RefSeq, a predicted model, not a curated record
GUUUCAUUUCGUGUUUGAGAGACAUAUGUAUCUAUAUGUAUAUGGCAUCAAAAUAAUAUUUCACGCGUAGAUAUUCUUGAAAAAUAACUUUAUUCUAGGUUGUGUAUACUAAUGUGCCUAUUGUUUGACCGAAUAAAUAAAUAUUACAGGCCGCGGAACUGAAAAUAUGAAGGGAUAUCACGAAGUAUAUUUGUAAGGUUUGGUUAAGAUGACGUUCUGGCACCGCUGACAUCGAAUGUAUUUUUCUUAACAUCAAUCCUAGCACUUUCAUAACAACAAAGUAAAUUAUCACAAAGUGCUGAUGGCUAAUCAUUACGAAGUACCCAAUUGGGCUGGGAAACCACCAGUUGGACUACAUUUAGAUGUACUGAAAAAUGACAAGCUAAUUCAGAAAUUGAUGGUUGAUGAGAAGAAAUGUUACCUAUUUGGACGUAAUCAACAAUUAAAUGACUUUUGUAUAGAUCACGCUUCCUGUUCCCGUGUUCAUGCUGCUCUUGUUUAUCACAAACAUCUAAAUCGUGCAUUCCUUGUCGACUUGGGUAGCACACAUGGAACAUUUAUUGGUAAUCUCCGUUUGGAGCAACACAAACCCACACAGUUACCAAUUGAUAGUACAUUUCAUUUUGGCGCUUCUACUCGGUAUUACAUAAUUAGAGAAAGACCGCAAACGGGUACAAGGCCCAUUAUCGAGGAGUUGGAGAAACUGUCGGAAGAUGCAGAUACCGGUGGUUUGUUGGGCUUACCCGAAACGGAGACAGAACUUGAUAAUUUAACAGAAUUUAACACGGCGCACAAUAGGCGAAUAUCUAUGCUAGGUAUAACAGACGAUGAAAUACAUAAACCAACUAGAAAACGGAAAAAGAAGGGAAUUACUUUCAACGAUGACGAGGAAGUAAUAAAUCCGGAAGAUGUUGACCCAUCGGUCGGAAGAUUUCGUAAUCUUGUUCAAACGACCGUCGUUCCUAGUAAGAGAAUGCGUAUGGAGGGAGGUUUGAUAUCGCUCUCGGAAGAUCACAAUCCUUUAAAACAUCUACAAUCUACGAUAACUGCUCCUCAGUUGUACCAAGAUUUACCACCGGAACAAUUCACGCCGUCGUCGCUAUCUCUUAAUCCAUUUUCUAGUGCAUUAUCCUCGCUGUCGUCUCGACUAGGUAUCGCGUUACCAAAUCCAGCACCCGAGGUAGAGAUGACACCGAACCAAAUACAAGCAGAAACACCUCAUGUGCCGGAGUUACCUGGUCCUACCGAUACGCGAACGAUGGAACCAAAAAAGAAAAAAUACGCCAAAGAGGCCUGGCCUGGGAAAAAGCCCAUACCGACGCUUUUGGUGUAAUUACAGUGUUAAGGAAUUUAUUUUUCUGUUGUUUGAAACGUUAAGUAACACAAAGAUCUUGUGCAUAAAUCAUAUAAGUGUCAGGAUGAUAUUUAGUCGAUAUUAAUUUCGUCAAUAUAUAAAACUUCAGUCGCAUUUAUCUGUAAGUAUAUUAUUUUUUCACACGAUAAUUCAUCCUGAAGAAUAUAUUUUUAAUUUUCGACAACUUAAAUCAUUUGUAAUUACGUUGGAAAAAGCGAAAUUGUAAUUAAAACUAUCUGUAAGAUAAGAAAUACGAAUAAAUAGAAAUUUAUCUUAUUUUAAUAUUAAGGGAAGUAUAAAAUGAAACAAAGGAUGCUUUAAUUUGUUUUUGCUUCAUGAUUAUUUUCAUCGAUUACCUUCGGAUAUUCUUGACAGCUUUACAACUUGAAAAAAUAAAUUAUCUUGAGUUUA